Molecule: messenger RNA, 915 nt
Organism: Cladocopium goreaui
Lineage: Eukaryota; Dinophyceae; Suessiales; Symbiodiniaceae
Source: the annotation of a GenBank genome assembly
CAUUGACCAACGAUUUCGCCCACAGAACCCAUCCACACCAGCCGGUUUUUCGCCGUCAUGUCCUUCGGGAAGGCACCUCCCAGGCUGAACCAUGUGCUGCUGCCGAAGCGCGACCGAAUGCUGGAAUCAGAGCAUGGCAAGGCACCGCCAGUGCCUCGAGCGCCCCGGGCGCCCGUCAAGCCUCACUCAGCAGGUGCAUUAGCAAAAGCCACCUGGUCGCGACGUCCCAGUGAAGGGCAUCUCACUGUUCACAGCGAGAAUCGAAGACCAAGUGGAGACAGCCCUUUCGCCCGCAUCAACUGGCUGAAAAGGGAGCAAGAAUGCCCUGAGAACCAAGCCAUCGAGGUAGGCCCUGCAAGGAGGGCCGAAUCCACCGUAGCAGACCAAGAUUUUCGACGAGGACACAUCUUAGGUGCAGAGGUGAGUUCCUUCAAGGGCAUCCACUGGAGCAAGGUCAGCAACUAUGAAGCCAACGACCGGCCUUUGAUUCGGAAAUCACUGUUGAAAGAGAUGCAGGAAGCACCUCAACAUUUGGAGUGGCUCCAUGCCCCUCCUCCCAGCGUCUACGAAGAGAGAGACUAUUCCAGACGCAAUGUGCUUGCACGAGAAGCCAAAGAAGAUGAAGAUCGACACCUUGACCAACGCCAGGGUUCAGGCACUGGAUAUGGCCGUCGCAACGUGUUGAACCGGGAAGUGGCCAAAGAUGGCGACACGGUGAACAUGCCACGACCUGCUGCGGUGGAGGCAGGGGGUGCUCCUGUCUUCGCCCAGCCAAGAACUCUGGUGAAGGUUUCAGGGCAUUGACAUCCAUUAGCUGGAUCCAGUGCUGACCUGGUAGGCCUUUUUUUCGACGUGCCUGGUGUCCAAUUCGGAUGCCGAUAACCUGUGAAGAAUCCAGACCGCUGCAUGGUGUAC